AUGAAGACGAAACAACCGCGUAAAGACGAUUUUUUACGCACCAUAGCAACAGUAUUCAGAGCGGCACGCUGGUUUGGAAUUCCUUCGCAGGGAGGAAUGACGACAAUGUCUGUAUCUUUGAUCAUACUCCUGAUGCUUUUGGCGUUAGAAGUGACCGCAAUUUGGAAACUCGCAAGGGCUUUUGGUGGGUGGGAUGCUGUAAAAGGGAGUGUGAUCGCACGGUUAUCCGGUGCUAUAUUCUAUGGAAAUGCUUUAUUUUCGCAAAUACUAACAUGGAAAUUCAUAACAUCUUGGCAAGACUUAAGUUAUCAUUGGGUGAGAGCUGAAAGAGCAUUAGCAGUUCCUUUAUCGCAAGAUGAUGAUACCAUACGGAAAAAGAUGAUCAUUACAACAAGUGUUGUUUCUGUCUGCGCUUUUGUGGAACACGUGUUAAGUAUGAUGGCAGCGACAGGUUUUGAUUGCUCGCCCGAGGAAUAUUUUGAACGAUACAUUUUGAGCUCACAUGGAUUUUUGCUUAAUUCAUAUGAAUACAAUUUGUUCUUGGGUGUACCCAUAUUCUUACUCAGUAAACUUGCCACUAUCAUGUGGAACUUUCAGGAUUUGAUCAUUAUUCUUGUUAGCAUGGGGUUGACUUCAAAGUAUCGCAGAUUGAAUUGGAAAACGUAUUCUACUAUAAAAACAGUAAAACGCAACAAAUGUAACCAAAGCGUUACAAAGAAGUUUGAAGGUAAAUCAUUCUCGCAAGUGCAAACGUGGCGCCGGCUUAGGCAGGCGUACGUCCAGCAGGCGGCGCUGGUGCGCAGGGUUGGCGAUAAACUCGGCGCUUUGAUCCUGCUUUCAAAUUUGAACAACUUGUAUUUCAUUUGCUUGCAACUUUUUCUUGGGAUAAACAACGAACAAGGACCACCGAUAAAUAGGAUUUACUAUAUGUUAUCUCUGAGUUGGUUAAUAUCAAGAGCCUGCGGUGUAGUCCUAGCGGCAGCCGAUAUUCAGAUACAUUCGCAAAGCGUCUUACCUCUCCUGCAAACAACGUGCCACGGUAUUUUCAAUGUUGAGGUUGACAGGCUGAAAACUCAGCUGAAGUUUGAUUGGGUGACGUUGCAAGGAAUGGGUCUAUUUUCCCUAGAUAGAACACUAUUACUGAAAGUGGCAGCUGCUAUUAUUAAAUACGAAUUAAUAUUAAUUCAGUUUGAUAAUUAGUCAAACAGGAGGAUAUUAUAACUGCAAGUAAGGGAAGAGAAACAAAAUUUACUUAAGC
Messenger RNA from Cydia fagiglandana, 1258 nucleotides. Its product is annotated as gustatory receptor for sugar taste 64a-like. The transcript has 9 exons. Gene Ontology annotation, molecular function: taste receptor activity. NCBI's taxonomy places the organism in Eukaryota, Metazoa, Arthropoda, Insecta, Lepidoptera, Tortricidae. The record is from RefSeq and is a predicted model, not a curated record. Gene Ontology annotation, cellular component: membrane. Bases 1 to 1200 code for a protein of 399 amino acids. Gene Ontology annotation, biological process: sensory perception of chemical stimulus; detection of chemical stimulus involved in sensory perception of taste.